This is a messenger RNA of Pipistrellus kuhlii (Kuhl's pipistrelle), 2857 nucleotides long. It is a transcript of the gene NCR3LG1, whose product is annotated as natural killer cell cytotoxicity receptor 3 ligand 1. NCBI's taxonomy places the organism in Eukaryota, Metazoa, Chordata, Mammalia, Chiroptera, Vespertilionidae. The transcript has 5 exons. The record is from RefSeq and is a predicted model, not a curated record. Gene Ontology annotation, cellular component: external side of plasma membrane. The coding region runs from base 192 to 1205 and encodes 337 amino acids. Gene Ontology annotation, biological process: immune response; cell surface receptor signaling pathway; negative regulation of T cell proliferation.
GAGGCUGGGUGUCUGGGUAAAUCAGGCUGCAGGAGGGUCAGAGAUUAGGGAGGCUCGGAGAAGCCAUUCUUGUACCAAGCAAGUGAACCCCCUAAACCGCGGUUUUGAGGAUUUCUUCUUCCUACCUAGGACUUUCAUUUUUGCAAGAACCUUGGUGACGGCCUCCAGUGAAGCCCGGGCCGGCUGCAGGCAUGGCUGUCGGGGAGGCGGCGGCUAGCCGCUGGUUGCAGCGCUUCCUGUGGCCGCUUCUGCCUCUGUGGUGCUGCGUGUCCCCCGCAGAUUUCUUGAAGGUGGAGAUGGAAGGGAAGAAUCAAACUGUGUUGCUGAAUGACAAUGUCACCAUCUCCUGCAAGGUCUCUGGUUCCACACCCCUGGACAUCAACAAGUCGGGUAUUAUUUGGUAUCUGAAGCAUCAGGCGAAUGAAACAGAGCACAAGGUGUUUGUAAUGUAUGCAGACAUUCAAAAGGCAUUCAGACCCGGAGCCAGCGUGUCUCCAGCGGGGCUAGAGAAGGGGGACGUCUCACUGCACCUUCCUGGAGUCCAGCUGAGAGACGCAGGAGAGUACCGAUGUAACGUGGUGGUCACCCCCGAGGAGGCCCAGGAAACAGUCUUUCUAAAAGUUUUGGCUUCCCCAGAGUGCACCUUGUUUCAAGAACAAGCCACGGUGAAAAAUGAUGGCGACAAAUAUAUUUUGUGUAAGGCAUAUGGGUUCUAUCCAGAGGACAUUACCAUAACGUGGUAUACAUGGACCCAGAAGAACCAGGAGAUUUCUGCAGUUAUCACCACUGGUCCAGCCAUCAAGAAGGAGGACGGCACAUUUAACAUCACCAGCCGUGUGAGGCUGGAACACAACGUGACCACCUACCAAUGUGUGAUAAGUCACAGAUCCUUGCCCACCUCCUGUAGGUUGAACUUCACCCAGUUUUGGAGAGAAUCUGAGAUGGGAAAUACCUGGGGCCCUAUUGAGACUUCUUUUGUUGCUAUUGGCUGUUUUGGAGUAGUAGCAGCAGCAAUCAUUCGACUGAUUUAUUGUUACAAAAAGAGAAAGCUGCUUCUCAGGAGUCACGAUCCAGUACCACAAGAAGAGACUAAAGAUUUGGAACUUGAUGCAUUCAUGAUGUCUUCAGAUGGAGGAUGGAGUGAGGCAGUUCUUACACAGAUGGAUAACAAAAACCACAUGCUUUCUCAGAGAACGUGUAAGUAACUGACAUUACUUUUCCUGAUGACUGCCACAGCUUACUCAAGAGGAGACUGUUCAAGCUGCUUUCCUGGAUAUCCUCUGGCCAAUCAUCUCUUUCCAAGAAAAGAAGAAAGCAACACUUUACAAGAAGUUAUACAAAUGGCCAGCAUGGAUAUAAAAAGGUGCUUAACAUCGUUAAUCCUCAGGGAAAUGCAAAUCAAAACAAUGAGACAUCACUUCAUGCCUCUUGGAAUAUCUACUAUCAAAAAGACAAGAAAUAAGUAGUAGUGGCAAGGAUGUGGUGAAAAGGGAAGAUGUGGGUACUGUUAGAGGGAAUAUGCAAUAUAUUUAUAUUUUAAGAUAAAUAUAAAAAUAAGUUUUCUGAAAACAGCAUGGAAGUUCCAAAAAAAUUAAAAAUGGAACUACCGUAUGAUCCAGCAGUUUUACUUCUGGGCAUUUAUCUGAAGGAAAGGAAAAUUCAAACUUGACAAAUUAUCCGUACCUCUAUCUUUAUUGCACCAUUACUUACAAUAGCCAAGACAUGGAAUCAACUUGUGUCAUCGAUGGUUGAGGGGAUAAAGAAAAUGUGAUACACUCCUACACACACAGUCAUGUGCCACUUAACAAAGGGGAUGCAUUCUGAGAAAUAUAUUGUUAGGCAAUUUCAUUGUUGUGUUAACAUCAUUGAUUAUACUUACACAGACCUAGAUGAUAUACUAGUAGCCUAUUGCUCCUGUACAGUCAGACUGCACUAAAAUCAUAAAACAAUAUGAGACCAAAUCAAGCAGAAGAGAGAAUGAUAUCAAGAGACACAGUCAACAGGCUAGGCUGCUGCUAAUGUAACUCCACAUACUGUUUUUCAGAAAACUUAUUUUUAUAGAUAGAAAGAGUACACUCAAAAAUAGCAGUAAAAGGUCCUAGCCAGGUGGCUCAAUUGGCUGGAGUGUUGUCCCAUACACCAAAAAGGUUGUGGGUUCAAUUCCUGGCUAGGGCACAUACAUAGAAUGCAGGUUGGGGCAGGUAUAGGAGGCAACCAAUCAAUAUUUCUCUCCCAAUUCCAUGUUUUUCUCUAAAAUCAAUAAAAACAUAUUCUCAGGUGAGGAUUACAAAAAUAGCAAUAAAAGCAUAGCAUAGUAAAUACAUGAGCCAGGAAAAAUCAUUUAUAUCGUUAUCAAGUAUUUUGUAUUGUGCAUAAUUUUGUACACUUUUGUAUGACUGGCAGCACAGUAGUUUGUUUACACCAGCAUCACCACAGUAAGUCUAAUUUAAAUUCAUCACCUUGUGAAUAACUCAUUGUUAGGAUGGCUAUGACUUCCCAGGUGAUAGGAAGGUUUUUGCUCCCCUAUGAGCUAUGGGUCCACUAUUGUAUAUGUGAUCAGUCCAUUAUUCCUUGAAACAUCAUAAUGAGGCAUAUUACUGUGCACACAAUGGAAUAUUAUUUAGGCAUAACAAAAGCAAAUCUUGCAAUUUGUGACAAAGCGAUGGACCUUAACAGUAGUAUUUUAAGUGAAAUAAAAGAAAGAUCUAUAUAAUCUCACUUAUAUGUGAAUCUAAAAAAGUACCCUCCUCCCUCCCAUGAGCUCAUAGAUACAGAGAACAGAUUGGUGGUUGCUUGAGGUUGGGGACAAGAAAGGGGAGACAUGAGUGAAGGGGAUCAAAAGACUUUGAGUUUUAAA